Rhododendron vialii is the source of this 849-nucleotide messenger RNA. RefSeq lists its product as uncharacterized. Lineage: Eukaryota; Viridiplantae; Streptophyta; Magnoliopsida; Ericales; Ericaceae. The record is from RefSeq and is a predicted model, not a curated record. Bases 1 to 777 code for a protein of 258 amino acids. The transcript has 5 exons.
AUGAGCCAUAAUUCUAACACUGAUGUUACAUUGUAUUUGUUCGAUAAUAGUACAACACGCCUAAUUAAUAAGGGACAUCAGAAGCCAGAACGUAGGUUCAUUGCAUUUUGCAAUCCCCAUCUUCACAGGAGUUUUGUGGGUAUAAGGUGGUGUUCUAGUUUCUGGAAAAAUAUUCUUUUUGAAAAAGAAGAUAAGAGCAAUCAAACUUGUGCUUCCGAGCUAUGUCCAUUGGAGAAAGAGAAGGGCAUUUUACUAUUGCACAAAGAAAAUUACAACGCUCCCCUCUCUCGCCGUAGCUCUCAAUCUCUACAAGUUCUUAACUUAACGGCCCGUUUGGAUGCGGGGAAAGAAUUUGGGUGGUGGGGCACUUUCCUUUGUUAUUUUCUUUGUUCUUAUCGCCAAAGCCCAAGAGGGAGAGAGAAAGAGAACGGCGGCAGCAGCAGCAGCAGCAACAGUAGCAGGAGGAGGAGGAGGAGGAGAAGAAGAAGAAGAGAGAACGGCUACGACACACUCCCUCUCUCCGAUCCCAGCUCGAACCAGGCAGCCGUCGACAAUUUGGCCCACAGCAGGGGAACGUCCAUUGUCAUGGAAAUGACUUCCGGGGAGAACACAGAGCAGCCAUACGCAAGGAGCCUUGGCUACCUCAAAUUCCUCAAAACGAAUAGGACCCACCAGCCUUUGGCCUUGUUUGCUACAUGGAAAACCCAAGUGUGUAUCACAUUCUACUAUUCUAGAGUGUUCUGUUUUGUUGCGAUUCUAAGAGAAGAUAUUUUCUAGUCAUAUGCAUGGUGCAUGGUUCUCUUUUCCUGAGGCCCCGAUUUUAAAUUGUAUCCUUCAAAUUUUAGUAAC